Messenger RNA from Mauremys reevesii (Reeves's turtle), 2522 nucleotides. RefSeq names its product shisa like 1 (gene SHISAL1). The transcript has 7 exons. NCBI's taxonomy places the organism in Eukaryota, Metazoa, Chordata, Testudines, Geoemydidae. The coding region runs from base 555 to 1169 and encodes 204 amino acids. The record is from RefSeq and is a predicted model, not a curated record.
GUUACUCUGAAAGGAAGGAAGUUACUGCUUUUUUCUCUCAGACAAACAAGCUCUGGUUUUAGAGAGAAAAUGCCAAAGUACAUAACUUAAUGUUCUCUUUUCACUUGGAUAUGUUGAGUGGCUUUCUUGAAGAAAAAACUUCCUAAUCAGCCUGAAGCCUCUAUUGUUUCCUAAGGUUGUCUAAUAUGCUAAAGAGUACAAGUGGAAAAGAAAACAAAAGGGGGAAGAUGUUUGAUCUCUGUUCUGAGUUCAAGAGCACAAAGCUAGAAUGCUGAAGCAAUUAGAAGGAGAAAGAAAAGGAAUGACAGAUCAUUAUCUUUGCCUUUUUCCACUCCUCUGGAAUCACUCCUGUCUUCCAUGACUUUUUGAAGAUGUGAAAGAAAAUGAAGACUAGCAGCUCGGGUGCAGAAUUAAAAGCAGAUCAGAAUCAGCAACCUGUUUCCCAUUGCAUGGCCUAAAUCUUCAGCUGGAAAUAGGACAACAAAACCACUCCCUGAGCAUGACUUGAACAUGCAGAUAAGGUAAUUCUCUAAUGGAUCAAUGAAAACAAAACGAUGACAAGUUGUGGUCAACAGUCCUUGAAUGUGCUGAUGGUUGUGUUCUUAUUGCUCUUGUCGGCAGCAUUGUCUGCACAUUUUCGUGUCUGUGAGCCAUAUACAGACUACAAAGGCCGCUACCACUUUGGUUUUCACUGCCCACGUCUUUCUGACAAUAAAUCUUACAUCUUCUGCUGUCACCAUAACAACACGGUAUUUAAAUACUGCUGCAAUGAGACAGAAUUUCAGACUGUUAUGCAGAUGAACCUAACGGGGAAUGCAGAUGGAUAUAUGCAUAACAAUUACAGUGCGUUGUUAGGAGUGUGGAUCUAUGGCUUUUUUGUUGUGAUCCUGCUGGUACUGGACCUUUUAUAUUACUCAUCAAUGAACUACGAUAUUUGCAAAUUUUACCUGGCAAGGUGGGGAAUCCAGGGAAAGUGGAUGACACAGGCACAGAGCCGAUGGAUUAACCCUGCUCAGCAUCCAAGCCAAGUACAGACUCAGCCUCAGUCUCAGCCUCAAAUGUCACAGGCAGUACAUACUUUAAAAGGAGAUGCUUUAAACCCACCAUUGAUGUCUUUUCAGAGUUCAUCUGCCUGGAACCCGUUGUCUGCUGGUGGCCAGCUGCUUUGAGUCUUUCAUCUGACUCUACUGGACCUUUAUGGACUGUUUUUGUUGGACAGAAUUCAGAUCUGCCUAGAGUUUUUCCUGCUGCCCAGCAGGGAUCCAAUCUCCCACUAAGACCAGGUGUAUGGUAUCUAGCAGAGAUGAGUUUGAUCAGGAGAUCAUUGCAAGCAUCUGGACAGCAAUGUGUACCUAGAGAAUGGUGUAAGUAAUAUGCCUAGCACAAUAAGUUAUAGGCAUUUCAACCUGCUCAUGGCUUCCAGGAGACCUAUCCUGGUAAGCCAUUUGAGAUAGGGGAUUGGAGCCCCUUGGGUCAGGCUCGCCCACUAUUUGAGAAACUGCACUGCCCUGAUAGCUCAGUGGUUUGAGCACUGGCUUGCUAAACCUAGGACUGUGAGCUCAAUCCUUGAGGGGGCCAUUUGGAGAUUGGUCCUGCUUUGAGCAGGGGGUUGGCCUAGAUGACUUCCUGAGAGUCUAUGAUUUUAUGCCCAUACAAACUUAGAGCAGGGAGGGAAGACUUGGGCAUUAGGAGUGCUGUUGGGGAAGGCCAGUGCCCACAGAAAAACAAUUGUGUGCCUAACUGGUUACAAGACCUGAACUUUGCACCCCACUAGGCCAACAACAAGGGCAGAGCACAGUUAAGAUUCACUGGUACGUCUCAAAAAAAAAAAAAGUAAGGUGGGGAUCAGAGGGAGGGACCAAUCUGUCCUAUUGGUAUUAACAGGCAUAAAAUUAGAGCAAGUGAAAAAUCAGGCUCUUAAUGUUAAAGAAGCCUGCAAAUAUUAAAGAUGAAAUUUAUAAAAAAAUAACUUGUAAAACUGUAUGGGCAUAGAAAUGCAUGGGAGAAGGUUUGUGUACUUGGUAUAUUUAAUCACUAGACCUAAUAAGCUGCAACCUCCUGGGAUUCUUUUUUACAAGUUCAAGUGUCUUAAAAAACAGUGAAAAUUCAGCUCUGAAUGUUCACCACCCUUAAUGUAACAUAAGCUUGUUUUCUUGCAACUGGAGUUUCUAAUGUCAGAGACUAAAGCCAGUAUUUCUAGUGUUAUGGGUUUUAUUUAUUUAAAAUCUUGACGACUUUGUCAUCGUGGUCAGCAGACUUUUUUUUCUUUAAUAUAUAUAAUGCAAGCGUAUUUGUGCAUAAUAUUUUUCCUGUACAAAGUAUUAAAAAAACCAGAGUGCCUUGUGAAGCAUAAGGCUAAUGGGAGAUAGCUGUAGGGAUUUGUUCUGUGAAUUGCAUGGUAUUUUGUUUUACCCCGCUCUUUGCCUCUCCAUCAAACUGGGACUGCUGCAUUCAGCAGCAUUUCACUCACAGCCAGGUCCAUUUGUUACUUUGCAUUAAAAGCCUUCUGUGAUUAAACUAAA